AUGCUUCGUGCUCGUCGUCUCGUGACGCUUUGGCAUCGUGCACAACCGUCUACCGACACCAAUUUACAUCGGUUGAGCAAAUGUCUCGCUUGUAUGGAUAACCCAUCCGUAUCUCUCAUUCCACAACGUCGGUGGAUGUCAUCUGAGAGGUCAAAUAAGGUCCUUUUUGAGUCGGACGAAACCAAGACAAAACUCUUGGAAGAACUGGAUAGCUAUCGUGAAACCGGCAAAUGGCGUCAAGCACUCAAGCUAUUGGAUCGUGUGGAUAACGAUGAAGCUUUACCAGCAUUAGAUUCGUACAUGUACGAGCGUGCUAUUGCUGCUUGUGCACGCAUGGGCAAAGUCGAGGUCCUUCCGGGUCUAUUGAACAAUAUGGUAGUAGAUCAUCUUCGACCUACUAGUGCCACCAUUGACUUUAUCAUUCAGGCAUAUCUGGCCAAGGAACAUUGGGGACUUAUUGUGCAAUUGGCUAGUGAGGCCACAUCUAUGGGUGUAGAGCUUUCUCCUGCUGCCUUCCAUGCCAUCAUGGAAGCCUGUGGACAAGUGAAAGAUGCUGACAGCACUAUAAAAAUUAUGAAACAGCUUAGUAAAGCUGGAGUUCAACUUACAGUAGACCACUACAGUGCAGCUAUCCGAGCUGCUGGUAUGGCACAAAGACCUGAUACGGCAAUGGCGCUAUUUGUGCAGAUGGAGGAGCAUGACAAACUACAGGAUAAUGGCGAAGCGUUUAGUCAACUUAUCCGCUGUCAAGUGCUAAACGGAGACUUGGAACAGGCACUGCAAAGCUUUGCUACCGCCACGCAGCGCGGUUUGAGUCUGGAUGAACCCAUUUACACUUGUGCGAUCGAUGCGCUCGUGUCGAACGAUAAACACUGGCAAGCUACGCGGUUGUUUGAGCAGAUGCUAGAAAGUGGUGAGAAACGCCCGACAGUCUUUUGUUUAGGUCGCGCGAUGCUUGCGUACACAGGCGCAAACCGAAGUCAACACGCCUGGGCCUGUUGGAACAAGAUUGUCGAGACCAAAGAGCUUAAUCCCGCCCCUACAAAGUACAACAAGCUGCUGCAAGGACUGACGCAUGCAAAGGACACGCAGCUCGCGGUAGAAGUCUUCGAUUACAUCCAGAAGCUUUUCGAGCCUGGCCAGAUCCAUCAGGGCGCCUACACGACAGCUAUUCGUGCCCACGGAAGACUGGGGAACACGCAAAGAGCAGUGGAUUUAUUUGACGAGUACGUUGAGAGCUGCAAUGGCUCCAAUAGGGUAUCGCGCUUUGUUGGCAUCUACUUGGCUCUGUUCAACGCGCUUUCACGAGACAAUAAGCGUGAUCCUGUACUCAAUACUCGCGAUGCGAAGCGCGCGUGGAAAAUUAUGUCCGCUAAUGUGCCAGUUGUGCUCCCGCCUGCAUACGCAAGUCUUGCAGGUGUGUUUGCUAGUACCGGGGAUAUGGAGACGCUCGAAGAUUUAAUCGAGCAUGCUGAGCAGAGUUGGGGUGCUACGGCUGAGGUGAUGCAUCGACAGGAAUUUGACGAGGAUGGCGAUCAAUUGGCAGCAGUUGCAUUUUUUGAUGGUGAUAACGUCGAGCUUGGUAGCGAAAAUGAUGUACUCCUGUUUAACGGAGUGAUCAGCGGCUUGUGUAAGGCACGUGACGACCGAACGGCGAAUAUUGAGGCUUAUUUGGAGCUGAUGCUUUCACGAGGACUUCCAAUCACUGAUUCGAUUGUGCGUGCAACAACGGACGCUUGCGUCCGUUUUGAAAAUUGGGAUUUGAUGCAAAAGCUCAUGACAAUGGUGGACGUGGAUGCUUUGAAAAACGCUGAGGUUUGUGUAGGCGACACGGUAUCGAAGCUGCUUGAGGCGGGUAACUGGAAUUUGGGUCGUGACUGGUUGAUGUUUUCUCAUCGCCACGGUUUACGUCCUCCCGUACGUCGGAAACGGGAGCUUCUACGAGAAAUGUCUGAGAACAAGAGCAAAGAGUGGCGAAUUGCAUACACGUUGGCAAAUGAAACUUUGUCGUUCCGUCGCCUCGUUCAAAACAACGUGGAUAGUAUCGCUGAUGCGUGUGAUGUGUGCAUGAACGCGGAUCGCAUCGACUUGGUCGUGAAGCUUUUUGAUGCUGUUGCGGGACAUCCGUCACUGCGAUACUUUCGUAAUCACGAGCGCCAGGUGCAAGAAAGCCAAGAUGCAUCCCAGUCCUUGGAAUCUGAUGUGGUGCCCGUGGUGGUCCCACUGCGUAUGUACAAGCACUCGAUCCUUGCGCUGCUUCGCCAGCCCAAGAGUGAAGUUCCAGAUGUCGAUGAUAGCUGGCGGAUGAUUAAAGCAGAGCGCAUCUGUAGGCAAAUGUUGCAGGUGCAUGGUAAGGCAUUAGACGGUGAGGCUUUGUCUAUGGCUAUAUCUAUCAAGGCCACUGCUGGUGACUACGACGAUGUAGGUGCGCUGUAUGAAUCCAUGCGUGCGCUUGGCCUUCAGCCCAACUCAUAUGCUCAAAAUGCGGCAAUCAUCGCAUUUUCACGCCAGCGUCGCACGGAUCAAGUGCUUGCUAUUUGCAAUGAACUCAAGUCUACCAUAGAUGAAAACGGCAACGUCAGGAUGGUCGAGUCGAACGUGGCCAGGUCUUUACUGUUGUCGCUUGCGCUUGCACACGAGGAUGACGCUCUUCGCGAUGCAGUGCAAAAUCUGCCUGGAUGCAACAUUGAGACAGCCCUGGAUGUGCUAGUGGAAACCAAUCGGACUACCGACUCAGUGGAGUUUUUCAAUGAUGACGUGUCUUCCGACGCGUUUGAAUCGCUUUUCCAUGAGCUGUGCAAGUCUGGUAACCCUGUUCUCGGCGCGACGCUACUGCUUAAGUAUGCUCGACUGCACGGAUUGACGGAGGUGCAUCCCAAUCGUGUAAUCCGCGUGACAAACGCUCUUGCCGGAGAGGGGAACCUCGUUGAGGCAGAGAAACUCUUGCAGAUGUACUUGGAUGGAAGCAAAGGUGUGUCCCUGAAGCAAAUGCCGGCAUACUUUCAGCAACACACGAUUGAGAUGUUGCUCUUUAUCUAUGGCGAAUUUGGUCACUUUGAUGCCAUGCGUACACUUUUUGAAAAAGAGCUGAUGGCAUUUCCGCUCAAGGUUGCGCACUAUGAGGCAGCUAUGGAGUAUUGUGCACAGUCACGUGAUGAGCUCGCGGGUGCAGUGGCUAGUCUGAAGUUGUUUGAGGUGCUGCGUACACACGGAUUUAUCCAGCCGAGCGGUUAUACCUAUCUGUUGACGCUACAGAGCUGUCUGCGUCUUGAGCGCUUAGAAUCUGCGAACGCCUCUGCUGUAAAGUCCACGGGCCAAAUCAUCUUGGGCGACGUACAAGAGCACGGGUUCCAGAAGACGGUGGCGGACGAGCUGACGAAGCAAGUUGCGUCUGCGUUCAAGCAGGUUCAGGUCAAGAACGAAAAGGUGAUUCGUCGGAUCAAAAAGGAGGGCGAGUCAGCGGACACCAGCAUUAUGAGCCCAGAGGAGCUUGCGCGGAUAGCACUUUUCUGCCAUCGUCAUGGAAUGCCGAUCACAGUGGAGCUGGCGGAUAAAUUGCUACAACUGCACCAGCACCUGCCAGCCAUGAUCGCAAACGAGUUGGCUUUCGUGAAGCGAUCGCUUCAAGAAGGAUUGGGUGUUGUUGCUGCCCCCGGCUCGCGUGUCAACAGUAUUCCAACGAAACGGGUGACUAAGAAGAGGACUGACACGAAAACGAAGCAUGUGCCCUCUGGUACGAAAACGAAGCGUGUGCCCUCUGGCCAUUUGCGCAACCGUAUGGUGGGAGAAAUCCGCGUACCGAUCACGACCGAACAGGAAUAG
Peronospora farinosa is the source of this 3822-nucleotide messenger RNA. NCBI's taxonomy places the organism in Eukaryota, Oomycota, Peronosporomycetes, Peronosporales, Peronosporaceae. The record is from the annotation of a GenBank genome assembly.